This is a messenger RNA of Lacerta agilis (Sand lizard), 1827 nucleotides long. RefSeq names its product decaprenyl diphosphate synthase subunit 1 (gene PDSS1). Gene Ontology annotation, biological process: isoprenoid biosynthetic process; ubiquinone biosynthetic process. The coding region runs from base 177 to 1487 and encodes 436 amino acids. Gene Ontology annotation, cellular component: mitochondrion; transferase complex. The record is from RefSeq and is a predicted model, not a curated record. Lineage: Eukaryota; Metazoa; Chordata; Lepidosauria; Squamata; Lacertidae. Gene Ontology annotation, molecular function: prenyltransferase activity. The transcript has 11 exons.
GCAGGCCGAGGCGGCGCCUGAGGGCGGCGUGGGCAGCCUUCCUCUCUCGCCCAUCUCCCGCCGCGCUGCCUAGGCCGGGUGUUUCCGCGUCCGGGUCGCCUCAGCUGCUCUGCAAGGGGAGGCGGCCCUUGAGCAGCGGCGGGAGAAGCAGGCCUGGCGCCGAGGACGACGCGGCUAUGGCCUUGGGCUGGUGGCACCGCUGCUGCUGUCGCUGCGCCGGCUCUUCCCGGGCGGCGUGGCUCGCCGGUUCCGGGCGGGCCUUGGGCUCCUCCGCUAACGGCGGCGGAAAGCAGCGGCUGGCUGUGGGACCGGCGGCGCCCGCGUGGAAGGCGGAGGCGGCGGCAAGUCGGCGGCGCGCCGGGGCGAAUGGAGGUCACGUCGGAAUGAAUAGACCUGAUUUUCUUGGGAGAAGUUCGGCUUUAUCCAUGUUAAAAAUUCAUAGUAUAUUUUGGCGGUUUCACCACACAACGCUGCAAUUGCACAGCUGUGGUACAGCGGUUAGUGAUGAAAAAUAUAAGGAUCCUUUUAAACUGGGAAGGAAAGACUUGAAUAAUCUCUAUGAAGAUAUUAAAAAGGAAUUAUGGGUAUCUACUACAGAACUGAAGGAAAUGUGUGAAUAUUACUUUGAUGGCAAAGGGAAGGCUUUUCGACCAAUGAUUGUGGUGCUAAUGGCUAGAGCGUGCAAUUUUCAUCAUAAUAACACUGGGGAAGUACAGGCAAGCCAGCGUUCUAUAGCAGUAAUUGCAGAAAUGAUCCAUACAGCCACUCUCCUUCAUGAUGAUGUUAUUGAUGAUGCAAAUUCACGGAGAGGAAAAGAAACAGUCAAUCAAAUUUGGGGGGAAAGGAAGGCAGUCCUAGCUGGGGAUUUCAUCCUUUCUGCAGCCUCUUUAGCAUUAGCACGUAUUGGAAGCGCAACCAUUGUUUCUGUGAUAACAUGUGUGAUUGAGGAUCUGGUGCAUGGCGAAUUUCUUCAGUUGGGUUCCAAAGAAAAAGAAAAUGAGAGAUUUGCUCACUACCUCGAAAAGACCUUUAAGAAGACUGCGAGUCUUAUAGCAAACAGCUGUAAAGCAGUUUCCAUUCUAGGCUGCCCUGAUCCAGAUGUGCAUGAGAUUGCAUACCAAUAUGGAAGAAACAUCGGGAUAGCAUUUCAGUUGAUAGAUGAUGUGCUGGAUUUUACAUCCUGUUCUGAUCAGCUGGGAAAGCCAACAUCAGCAGACCUUAAGCUUGGUAUAGCCACUGGUCCUGUCUUAUUUGCUUGUCAGCAGUUUCCAGAAAUUAAUGCCAUGAUAAUGAGGCGAUUCAGUUUGCCAGGAGACAUUGAACGUGCCCGGGAGUAUGUAUUACAGAGUCAUGGCGUGCAGCAAACAACCUACCUCGCCCAGCGCUACUGCCAUAAAGCAAUGAGAGAAAUCAGCAAGCUCAGACCAUCCCCCGAAAGAGAUGCCCUCAUUCAUCUAGCAGAAAUAGUCAUCGCCCGAGACAAAUGACACAGCUGCCAGAAUGAGUUGCAAUGAAGGAGAUAUUUACCAGACUGUGCCUAAAGCUACAUGGUGGAACAUCUUGGCUUGCUUCCAGUGCAGUUACCAAAAUUUAAGUUAUCCUCACUGAAAUAAAUAUAACUAGGUUUAUGAAGUAAAAAUGUUUUAUUGAAGGAAGCCAUACAAAAAUGAUGAAACAAGAUCAGUCUGUUAAACUGGUAGCAAUGCCUUGUGCCUGUAUUUUUAAUUGGGGGUGGGGUUCCUUGUUUUUGUCAUGGGCACUGUUUACAUUGUUCAAUAUUGACACCCAAGGCCACAAUAAUAAAUACAAUCAAUGUGUUGAAAAUCA